Messenger RNA from Boeremia exigua, 1667 nucleotides. Its product is annotated as methyltransferase domain-containing protein. The transcript is spliced from 2 exons. The record is from RefSeq and is a predicted model, not a curated record. The coding region runs from base 323 to 1375 and encodes 350 amino acids. NCBI's taxonomy places the organism in Eukaryota, Fungi, Ascomycota, Dothideomycetes, Pleosporales, Didymellaceae.
CUAAUACCGCAUCGUACCGCUCGCCAACGGCGCAGUAUGUACCCUGGCCAUGGAUGUCAGGGUGACUUGGCGAUACCUUGCAAGUCGCAGAUACAGGUCCCGCCGAUGUCUCCUGCUGUCUUCUGCACUUGGCAGUAUGUGGUAUCUGCCCGAGCCCGAGGUUCCAAUGACCUGAUCGAAGCUCCCGUGCUGCUAUUGCUGCGACCAACAUCCUCGACCUUCGUUCACAGACUCGUUCAACACUUGAGUCUACACAUGCACAAUAUUGCCUUGAUACCCCUGUAUUGCUCUCUUACUUUCAUUCUUGUAAUUCAUUAUCAUCAUGAUUAGGUCAUCGACAGGUCGAGUGGCCGCUAUAGCAAUCAUCUUUCUUUUCGUUGUAGCCCUUUUCCAGAACAACAGCGCUGGGACAUACGCCUUCCUACCCUCCCUCUCAUCAACAUCGAAGCUCCCCUCCUAUCCCUCUACAUGGCUGCGCGAACGCAUGGCGCUCUCAGAAAAAUCGUGGAAGAAGAGUGUUGAGCUGCGCGAGAAGAUGGCCGCAUCGCACCCAGCAAACCCAAAGGUUCCUUUCUUCCCGACCGACUUCUUGAAGUACCCAUUCACAGUAUGGGACUUCUUCCCUGCAACCUGGACAUGUCCACACGAUUUCCAGCGCGUAGGUCGUCUUGGCGAUGGCGGCAAAUGGGUCUGUGGUAUGAGCAUAUAUGAGAGCAUACCGGCCCCGAAACCCAUUAGUGCCGAAGCUGUCGAAGUGCGUGAAGCAGCCAUCCAAGCCGCCGAGCAAGGUCUUAUGAUCUACAGCUUUGGCAUCAACGGCGAGUCGUCGUUUGAAGCCGAGAUGCUCGAACGUGUACCCAGCGCGCGUAUUUGGGGCUAUGACUUCUCGGUCGAGGGCUGGGGAAAGCAGAUUCCGACAUCCGAGCGACACCGCACGUUCUUCCAGAAAGUUGGGCUCGGUAAUGAGGACAAGCAUGAUGCAUCACCAGCGUUCUGGACACUGCCGGAACUAAUGAAAGCGAAUAACCACACGUACAUUGACAUUCUUAAAAUCGACAUCGAGGGCAGCGAAUACGAUGCGCUCGACACCUUCAUGGAUGCUUUCGAUGGUGUCCAGAGCGCAAGCGGCAAGAGUGUAUUGCCCAUUGGGCAGGUUAUGAUCGAGCUGCAUCUUGGUAAUGGAGACAUUACGGAUAAAGUCGAUUUUGAGAGGUUCAGGAAGUGGUGGGAAAGGCUGGAGAGAAUGGGUAUGAGGCCUGCAUGGAUAGAGAUCAAUCUCUUUGCUGUCACGCUUGGGAAACAGAAGAGCAACCCAAGGUGUACCGAGUAUGUUUGGGUUAACGCGAAAGAUGAGCGCAGUGUGCUGUGGCGAUAGUAUAGUGUCGUCUGAUCCUCAUGGCCUAGUUGAACAUGUGCAAAAGCCGGGUGGCUCUUGGAAAAAGCAUGUCCAUACCAAGACCUGUGUCAACCAAGAUGGUCGUCAUUAAAUUGAUCAGCGAUAUGCAUGGCAUAUUGAUCUCAUUAGGAUUUAAACAAACUAGAAAUAUGGGGUCUGCAAGAAAAGCCAUUGCUCACUGGGUGUAAUCGAUCUAGCGCGCGGUGAGCGUGGUUCUUACUUUGGCACAUGGGAUUGUCUUCUAUAUUUACAGCAAUGCGAGACAGAGGUG